GGGAAGCAGCGCAGAUUAGCUUGCCGUGUCUUGUGCCGACUAUAUUUAUAGUUUGCCGCUGAGAUCCACCGCCCGGCAGAUAUUUGUAUCACAAAAAGCCUGUUUCAUUUUCUCUGCAAGAGCUAGAAUUAAGUCAGACCGCAUUUAGUAACAGAAAGCCAUACAUUUUCGAGGAGGAUAGCGUUACACCUUGUGAACGCUAAACCAGUUAAGAUCAGCUAAUUAGCUAGCAAGAGUUUGCUUGUUCGGCGGCUCACAGGAUGUCGUACAGGAAAACUUUGAAACUUAUUUGUGGGUUCGCGGGGGGCUCUGCAGUCCUAGUGUUAGCAGGCGCCGCUGCCGACUCCCGCGGAUACUUCGGUGAGCAGCGUGGAGAGGCGACCAGCCGGUGGUCGAGGUUUAACGUCCUUCAAGCUGCGCAGCCAGCUUCCAGCCACACACCAGCCCCGACCGGACACUCCUGGGACUUCAACUGGGAUAAGAGGGACCCAUCCUCACUGUCCAAUGGGAAGAAGAAAGAAGCUGCCUCUGAAGACCCCAGCUCCGAGCAGGACAACGGCAAGCCAAAAGCCACACGCAACAUCCUCCUCAUCAGGCACUCCCAGUACAACCUGAGCGGAAACAGCGACAAGGAGAGGAUCCUCACUCCUUUAGGUCGUGAGCAGGCCGAGCUGACGGGCAAGAGGUUGGCAGCGUUGGGACUGAAGUAUGAUGUUCUGAUCCACUCCAGCAUGGCCAGGGCUACAGAGACUGCACACAUCAUCAGCAAACACCUCCCAGGUCCAGGAGUGGAGCUGUUGAGCUGUGAUCUGCUGAGAGAGGGCGCGCCUAUCGAGCCGGUUCCACCUGUCACUCACUGGAAGCCUGAUGCUGUGCAGUACCACGAAGACGGAGCCCGCAUUGAGGCAGCCUUCCGCCGCUACAUCCACCGGGCUGACCCCAAGCAGAAGGAGGACAGCUACGAGAUCAUCGUGUGUCAUGCCAAUGUCAUCCGCUAUUUUGUCUGCAGGGCUCUGCAGUUUCCUCCUGAGGGCUGGUUACGUAUGGGCUUGAACAACGGCAGCAUCACGUGGCUCACCAUCCGCCCUAGCGGCAGGGUGGCGCUCAGAACUCUGGGUGACGCGGGAUUCAUGCCCCCGGACAAACUAACACGGACCUGAUGGGCCGACGCUCCGCAGGUUUCUGGGACUCACUCAGUUGGUCGCAGGGUCAAAGCUCAGCUUUCUCCUUAAGUGUCUUCAGAAUAACUGUCAUUAUUUUGUAAUUGAACUACCGUCGUCACGAGAGACUCUGUGGUUGUGAUUACUUCCGUGCCAUAGAAUGCCAGCAGAGGUGAUUCAGAGCUGCAUAGCAACUCCUCCUGAAUGUAACAGGAUUUUUACAAGUGACUGACUUUUAAACCAAAUUAAGUUGUAUUUAUAAAGCCAUUGUAAAUGCAGAUCUUGCUCUCAGUUUUACAUGUGUUGUUACAGUGUGCUGAAGUAAGGAUUAUGUGUUGUAUGGUGCAGCAGUAGUAAAUAAAAUGAUGAUUGCCUCAAUUUCUCAUAUUUCUUUCCUGAAAUAAAUUGAAAUCGCUCCAAAAAAAAAGCACAGACAUACUGGCAGUAAAGUAGGAGUGGUGUUUUAUUGAUUAGUUGAA
Chelmon rostratus (copperband butterflyfish) is the source of this 1639-nucleotide messenger RNA. It is a transcript of the gene pgam5, whose product is annotated as PGAM family member 5, serine/threonine protein phosphatase, mitochondrial. Lineage: Eukaryota; Metazoa; Chordata; Actinopteri; Chaetodontiformes; Chaetodontidae. The coding region runs from base 261 to 1160 and encodes 299 amino acids. Gene Ontology annotation, biological process: positive regulation of mitochondrial fission. Gene Ontology annotation, cellular component: mitochondrion. The record is from RefSeq and is a predicted model, not a curated record. The transcript is spliced from 6 exons.